AUGACACCAUCACUACUUGAAACCACCAAGCAAAAAAAUGAAGACACACUUGCUACUUCUGGGACCAACAAAAGGGCCAAGAUACUCAAGCAUGCCUCUGCCAUCACCAUCACUCCUGGUACUGAUAUAUUACACAAGCCACCAGCUGCUUCUGCCACUGUUACUCAAUUGCACUACUCUCAAUCAAUCAGAGGAGUUUUCAGCACACUGCUAAAGACACAUAGCUCAAACAUUGACCCAGGCUGCAUCCCUCUGUCUGAUUCAACCAGCCACAGGAGUGGCCAUGCUCCUGGUGCAACAAAUAUGCAUAGUGAACAAGCAAAUAAAUCAGGUGAGGUUGUCAAGGCAAAGCCAAAGGAUGUAGGAAAUUUACUCAAGAGCAAGCUGAAGGGUGAUGUUGGCUUGCACAGCUUGUUCUUCAUUGGCCAAGCUGUAUUCAAUGUGUACCACACCAUGUUCCCCCUUGAUGCCAUCUGCAAAGAGUACUUCCCAUUCACCAAUAACAGCAACUAUCCUGCACAAUAUGACUCACCAAGUGGUGGCAAUGCAAAGCCCAACUUGAUCCAAGGAAGCCUGUGCAAUAAUCAAGUCCAUUGGGCUGACAUCAAGCUGAUUACUGAGUGCAAGCCCACCUCCAAAACCAGUGACUGGAAUCUUGCCUACCUCCAGCUUGCUUGUGAUGCUUGUAUUGUGUUUGCUCAAUAG
Messenger RNA from Rhizoctonia solani, 705 nucleotides. RefSeq names its product phosphoribosylformylglycinamidine synthase. The record is from RefSeq and is a predicted model, not a curated record. The transcript has 3 exons. The coding region runs from base 1 to 705 and encodes 234 amino acids. Lineage: Eukaryota; Fungi; Basidiomycota; Agaricomycetes; Cantharellales; Ceratobasidiaceae.